CCCCACUAGUGGCACUUCGUGUCGGACUCCUUCAAAAAUGUCCGAAUUAGUGUCAAAACUGCGUAAUAACUCUUCUAAUAACAUUCAAGUUUAUCUUCGUGAAAUUCAAAGUCUGUUACGGAAGAGUAAAGGGUUGGAUGUUGCGUGUGACUUUCGUAAAUCAGGUGGUUUAGACGAGGUUGUGAAGGUCGUUCAAAGCUGCAGUGAAGUUGAGGAUAAUGACGAAAGCAAGGUGGUGCAAGUUUUAGACCUAGCACUAAGUGUUCUUGCCACAUGUUGCCGAGAACAAGAGACGAAGACUCGGGUUCAUGAGUUGGGUGGUAUUUCUUCCAUAGUUGGAGUCUUGAAAUUGGGGAGUCAUAUCAGCAUUAUCAACCGGGCAUCUAGGGCUCUCGCUAACUUGGCAUCAACUCCCAAACUAUCAGCUGCAAUUCACGACACAGACUCAGUUCGUCUCCUCGUUAAAUCUCUCAAAGAGAUCACGGACUCCAACUGUCGCCAAAGUAUCCUGCGCACUUUGAGGAUGCUUGCUGAUACCAGCCAACACGCCCAUGAGAUACUGCAAGCGAAGGCCCUGCUGUUGACUCUAAGUUGCCUUGACUCAGAUGAUGUCAAGCUUGUUGGUAGUGCUGCACACACCGCUGCAGAGCUAACCAGUCAUCUUGGAUCUGGUCAGAGUAGUACAGAAACUCUUAAGGCCUACAUAGAGGCAGGUAAACAGGCUGUCGAGGAAGAUGGAGUGAGUUUGUUGGUCACUCUUCUCUCCCACACUAAACCCUCUAUCCAAGAGCAUUCUUUGAUGGCAUUGCUGAACUUAAUGGUUUCGGAAGGAGUGAGGGUUGCUGCCGGAAAGGCUGGUGGGGUGAACAUUUUCAUAGAUCGUGGGAAGGAUACCACCGUUGCUGCCUGGCCUACAUACAUUCAUUGCCUCUGCUACUGUUGCCGGGAAGCCAUCAACAGAGUCAGAGUGAGGAAUCUUGAAGGGCUGAAUGUCCUUCUCUGCACCUUAAAGAACUCAAAUGAAGAUUGCAAGACACUUCAUGAGACAGUUCUGGUUGCAUUGAUGGAAUUUUACUAUGAUGAGCAAAGCCUGAACUACCUCGCUGUUUGUGGUUUCAUCAACGUGUUGGUAUCUCAACUGCAAGAAGACCAAAAGCAGUCAGUCCAAGAAUCAGUUGCAGAUAAAAAUGCAACAGCCUCCUUAAUGGAAAGUAUCUCUGAUAAGAAACAAGCAACCCCUUCACCUAUGUGUCGUAGUGAAGACUCAUCCGGCAAGCUGCCUGAAGGUCUCCCAAGAAAGAGAUUAGCGUCACAAAGUGUAGGCUCAGUCAAGAAAUUCUGUGGAGCUAAAAAGUUAAGUAACCAGCAGGCAAGUGACAGAGUGAGCCCAGUGUCAGUAAAGACAAAAGUGAAAUCCAAUUCAUCAAAGACUAAGAUGGUGGCAUCAAGUUCCAGGCCAGCAGGCGAUGAACCCAUACCAAGAACCUCUACCACCCUUCAAGCAGCAGGAGGCAAUUCCUCAAAAGAGCAGCAGAGCUCCCCAUCUCAUUCCUUAAAUGAAUCAGGAAUGUCUCCCCCUUCAAGCUCAACCAACUAUCAGCUGUAUGUUAACCCAGAGGUGACCGCAUACUCUCCUCCAAGGAUUAAUUGGGAGAAUUUCUUGAAACACCGUGAGCAGAGGGGGCAAGACUUAUCACCAAGGAGCUUCUCAAGUUUCUCAUCCCCGUUAUCUCUCAGUCCAAGGGGUGAUUUAUCAGCACCACCUUCUCCAGGUUGGUCCCCUCAGUGGUCACCUCAGCAUUCACCACAACACUUGCCUCAGCAGUGGUCAUCCCCUCAGCAGUGGUCAUCCCCUGUCUACAGCGGGGACUGGUCACCCAAGCAAGACCUCCAGUGGUCACCCCAACAUUCACCACAGUGGGAACAGGAAGAACCAUCCUCGCCUGAAAGGAACAAGUCACUAGUGAAUGAGUACCCUAGAGAGAGACUUGACAUAUCAGCAGAACACCUGUCAAAAGAACCAGCACAGGAAGACUACCUUGAUCCAGUCAUGGUUGAGCUUCCAAGUGAACAGUUAACACCAAGUUUGUCAACAGAAACCAGACGUGCUGAUAAAGCUUUGGAAGUCAGUCCAUUUGGUACACACACAAUAUCUAUCAAGUCUCAGAACAUGCCCUUGGUUAGAGCGACAGAUUUGCAAGCUGUGAGCAAUCUCACAGGUCCCCAUGGAGGCACCCAAGACCCACAAACUGUCGGCAAGUCACUGUGCAGCCUUUCUAAGAAGCUUGAUAACCUAGAGUUUGCUAAAAAUAGAGAACUCAAUCCGAAGUUGGAGGCAUUCAGAGAACCAAAGGUCAAGAAUCCAAAGAGAAAGUCUGGAAAGAGCAAAACUAGCUCUAUUAACAGUGAGUCUCCCAAAUCACCUUUUCUCGACAACUUGGGUUCAGAGUUGUUACACUGUAAAGCAUCGAGAGAUUCCAAAUUUGAUGCAGAUAUGGAGAUAGCUCGAGCCAAGGAGAAAGGGAAGCUUAGAAGGAGAGGGUAUGCUGUGGUGACCUUACUCUCGCGUUACUCCCACAUGGAUGACCCAAGUUCAACAAUGGCCAAAAGAUCAGUCAUAUCUGCUUUAAUGGACUAUCAACCAAGUUCAGACUAUUUACGAUCCAAAUGCCAGAGAACCCUCCAAAGAAUCCUGAAGAACAGACUUUGCUUUGAGCAAUUGAUACUGGAGCAUGGCCCAAUGUUUAUUGUAUCAAAAAUGCUCAACAGGAAGCAGACUGAAAAACAUUCUCAAGAAGAAGGUAUUGGUCAAGAAGUGAUCAAUAUAAAUCAAAGCGUUAGUACACGUAAGAAUCGUAAAACCAGUUCGUCGUCAAUUGGAUCUGGGAACUCUUCUGUUGAGAAGCUUGCCCCUCAAUUGAUAGAUCUGAAAAGACCUGGAGGGAUACAAAGGCCAUGUUCCACAAUCAAACCCCCAGAGCUGAUAACACCAAGGCAAAUUUUCUCAAAGUCGGAUGCCAAAUCUAUCACUGACUCGGUGGAUGAUUCAGCCUCGGACAAUACCUCAAUCUGUAGCAUGGACACCCUGGAAUCAGAGAGACUCCAAUCCUUGGGAGAUCCGGCCUCACCACUGUACCCACUGAUGGUCUCAACAUGCCAGUACAGACAAGGACUUAUGGUCAAGGUUCUGUUAUCUGAUUCCCUGGAGGAGAAAAUGGCCUGUAUUUUAGCGGUUCCUUACAUCUGCCAGUCCAACAGCCUAAAGAAGAAACUACUUAUCAAGUAUAAAGGUCUACAGAUACUCGUCGAUUAUCUACAGAAAGGUAACAUCAAUCCAGACAUGUUUAACAAAGCUGUUCAGUGUCUCCGUGACCUCGCUUCGACCCUCUACUUAUCACCAUACCUCUCUGUAUCUAUGAACAAUGAAAGUCCUAUUUUGAGAACAGAAAGAUCGGUUUCUGUAGCAAAUGCUGGGAAGAAAGAACCAGAAAGACUCUCCAAAGGAAGUGUUCUUCGGACUAAAACAUUAAUUGGAGAAUCUUCAGUGUUCAGAGAUGCUGAACUUGGUCUUACUAAUGAUGCCAUAAUGAAAAAAGGCAGGAUUCAAAAGUCUGCAGAUAAAACCCCAGUGACAAACGUGGAAGUUGUUGUAGGUGAUUCACCAGCUGAGGUCUCUUCACCAUCAGAAGGUUCAAGUAAGCCCAACCAACACAGCGUCUUUGAAAAAAGAAAGGCAAUACGAUGUCUGCCAGAUCAUCGCAGUAUUCAAGAACCGGGAACUCGGCAAAGCAACCAGAUGCAAUUCUGUAGCUUUGAUUUAAUGCAAUUAGACAUUAAGUUCCUUCUGGAUCAAAAGGAUAUUGUUGAAGCUCACAGGGACACCCUAAUCAGAAGUUCAGAGUACUUCUCCUGUCUCUUUGAGGGUCCCUAUUUGGAAUCCAGACAGAAAAUCGUACCCAUUGGAAGUAUCUCCAAAGAAGCUCUAACAUUCAUCCUUCACACCUUACAUGGAUGUCUUCACACUCAGUGUCCCUACUUGAGGAAUGUUUUACCAAAUGGCUGUAAUGUGCUUCUUGAAUCUAUCGCUUGUUCUGGGCGCUUUCUGCUAUUGCCUGUUCAGAAUCUGCUCUGUGACAUCCUGGUGGAAGAGUAUCUGGAUUCUACCAAUGUGUCGAGUCAUUAUAGUUUUGGGUUGGCUCACAAUUGCUCCAAGCUGACCGAGGCCUGCUUGUUGUACAUGCUGACAAAUGGCCAAGUCUCUUCGAAACAUUUUCAAGACCUUGCGGAAAGCAGUUCCGCUGAUAUUGCGUUCCAAAGUAUUAGGAAGAUAGUAGCUGAUGGACUUAACCAAAGAACAUGAUGUGAAGGCUGUAACCCAUUCACUUAAAGACACUGGACACGUUUUGUAAUUGUCAAAGACCAGUAUUCUCACUUGGUGUAUCUCAACAUUAUGCACAAAAUAAAAAAACUGUGAAAAAUUUGGACUCAUUUGUCGUCAGAGUUACAAGAGAAUUUCAAGUUUUUGUGCUUUCACAUGCAUAAUCAAAGGCUUCAGGCCUGAAGUAUUUUAUUAUUUGAUUGAGAAAUG
Asterias rubens (European starfish) is the source of this 4588-nucleotide messenger RNA. RefSeq lists its product as uncharacterized. The transcript is spliced from 6 exons. Gene Ontology annotation, biological process: anatomical structure morphogenesis. The coding region runs from base 38 to 4360 and encodes 1440 amino acids. Gene Ontology annotation, cellular component: cytosol. NCBI's taxonomy places the organism in Eukaryota, Metazoa, Echinodermata, Asteroidea, Forcipulatida, Asteriidae. The record is from RefSeq and is a predicted model, not a curated record. Gene Ontology annotation, molecular function: protein binding.